This is a messenger RNA of Temnothorax curvispinosus, 1447 nucleotides long. RefSeq lists its product as uncharacterized. NCBI's taxonomy places the organism in Eukaryota, Metazoa, Arthropoda, Insecta, Hymenoptera, Formicidae. Bases 171 to 1316 code for a protein of 381 amino acids. The record is from RefSeq and is a predicted model, not a curated record. The transcript has 2 exons.
CUUGAAUUAUGAAUUUCUAUUAUAGUUUAUGCAAUAGGGGAGACUGGGGCUGGUUGUUACAGGGGUAGGUUGUUACAGUGCCAAUGGUAGCUAUACCGCGCGAGUUAGUGGCGCUGGCGUUCUUGUGAGAAGUGAGAAAAGCCCGGACAAGCAGCCGUAAAAAACGCAGGAUGAAGAAGUAUAAAAAAAAGAGUGAGCGUGGACAAAUAUCUAAAGACAUCUACGACAAAGCAGCAGCUGUCUUAGAAGAGGAUAAAACAAAAACAGUUCGUGGCAUCGCAAAAGAUUUUGGACUAUGUCAUAUGACGCUUACAAGAUACUUAAAAAAACGAAGCAAAGCAAAGGAAAAGGGCAUACCUAUGGAAUCUGUCACAUUCGGUUACCAGAAAAACAGACAAGUUUUUAACAACAAUGAAGAAACUAUUUUGGUGAAUUACUUAACGAAAUGUAGCCAAAUUUGCUACGGAUUAACGCCAAAAGAUGUCCGACAGUUAGCAUUUGCUUGUGCACUUAAGUACAAUGUUACUACACCGCAAUCGUGGCAUAAUAAUAAAGAAGCAGGAGUUGAUUGGAUGACAGCGUUUUUAAAACGCAACCCGUCUAUCAUCAACGAAUUUAAAAAGACUGGUAUUGCACCAUUUAAUAAAGAUAUUUUUCCGCAUGAGGACUUCUUGUCUGCUUUUGUUACUGACAGAGAAUUAGACGGCACGGCUAGCUCAAAUAUUGAAAAUACCCCAGUUACAACAGAGAACACUCCAAUUCAUUCCACUAAGAUUCAACCUCCGCCAACUCAAACUGCCUCCUUGAAUGACACUACAUCUCCUAUUUUGGAAUGUAUUGAAUCUACCUUUGCUCCCGAGAUCGUUCGACCUUACCCAAAAGCUGCUGCUAGAACAAAAAAGAUAACACGAAAAACUCGAAAAUCAGCUAUUUUAACUGAUACCCCGGAGAAGGAUGCAUUGGCACUGGAACAAAACAAGAAAAAAGAAAAUACAUCAAAGAAAAUUAAAGUGAUUAAGAAGGGAAUGACUGAGCCAAAAAAGGUGACCAAACAAGAAAAUACAAAUAAGAAAGGAGAACCAGCUAAGAAGAAAAGAAAGAUUGUUGUGAAGAGGAAGGUAUUGCAAGAAUCUGACGAAGAUACUAUAGAAGAUGAUUAUUUUUGCCUAAUAUGUUGUGAACCAUUUGAUCAGAGUCGAGCUGGUGAAAAAUGGGUGCAAUGUAUUGUUUGUAAAAAAUGGUCACAUGUGAAAUGUGCUAAGGGAAAUAUAGUAUCCUAUGUUUGUUUAAAUUGCGAUAGUGAUUAUUCCGAUUAAAAUAACUGAACUGUUUUAUUUUUAAGAUCUGAUAGUCUUUCUAAAAUAAUUAUAUUUUUUUUUUGAUAGCCAAAGUUUUAUGUUAUGUUGGUUCUUAAUAAGAUGUUUCUCUAAUAAAGCUUAUAACUUUU